Molecule: messenger RNA, 1029 nt
Organism: Penicillium robsamsonii
Lineage: Eukaryota; Fungi; Ascomycota; Eurotiomycetes; Eurotiales; Aspergillaceae
Product: glycoside hydrolase family 16 protein
Exons: 3
Coding region: 1-1029 (342 amino acids)
Biological process (GO): fungal-type cell wall organization; carbohydrate metabolic process
Cellular component (GO): fungal-type cell wall
Molecular function (GO): hydrolase activity, hydrolyzing O-glycosyl compounds; glycosyltransferase activity
Source: RefSeq, a predicted model, not a curated record
AUGGGUUUCAAGUCUUACUACCAAUGGGCUACUCUCGCCCUGGCUGUGACUGCUGCUGCCCAAACUACCACCAGCUGCAACCCUAUGAAGAAGACUUGCCCAGCAGACACAGGUCUAAACAAGUACCGUCUAAACACCGACUUCACCUCCGGAUCCCUAGGUCGCUGGAAUACCACCGCCGGCACCGUAACCAGCACCGACCUCGGCGCCAAGUUCACCAUCUCGGAGCAGGGAGACGCCCCCACAAUCGAAAGUGAAUUCUACAUCUUCUUCGGCCAUGUCGAUGUCAAUAUGAGAGCCGCAAACGGUACCGGUAUCGUCAGCACCUGGAUCCUAGAGUCUGACGACCUAGACGAGAUCGAUUGGGAACAAAUCAGCACCUGGGACACCGAAAUCCAAACCGACUACUUCGGCAAAGGCAACACAACCUCAUACGACCGCGGCACAACCGUAACCGUCUCAACCCCCGAAGAAACAUUCCACACCUACUCAAUCGACUGGACGUCAGAGCGCAUCGAGUGGCUCCUCGACGGCGAAGUCGUGCGCACACUCAACUACGCCGACGCCGUCGACGGCACAAACUACCCCCAAACACCCAUGCGCAUCCGCAUCGGUAUCUGGGCCGGCGGUGAUCCAGAUAACUCCGAGGGCACGAUUGAGUGGGCCGGCGGCGAGACUGAUUACACCGAGGGUCCUUUCUCCAUGUAUGUGGAGUCGGUCGAUAUCAUCAACUACAACCCGGCUUCGGCGUACAAGUAUACUGAUAAGACUGGGGAUUAUACGAGUAUCAAGGCUACAAACGCUACUAUGUCGACUAACUUGAGCUCGUCGAACUCUAGCUCGAUUGUUGCUUCGAGUAGGACUUCUGCUUCGGCGAAGGCUAGUUCGUCUUUGGUUGGUUCUUCGUCAGCUUCGGCUUCGGCGGCGGCUUCUUCUAGUAGUUUUGUCUCUGCUGCUCCGGCUUCUUACUAUACUUCUGCUUUUGCCACUGCUGUGGUAUCUAUCGUUGCUGGCUUGCUUCAACUUUAG